Molecule: messenger RNA, 579 nt
Organism: Rotaria socialis
Lineage: Eukaryota; Metazoa; Rotifera; Eurotatoria; Philodinida; Philodinidae
Source: the annotation of a GenBank genome assembly
AUGGCGGAAGAACAAGAAAAAGUCGAUUUUAAAACAACAGAUGAUACUGAUUCUAUUGGGAACUCACUCAAACAAUCUUCAAUACAAUAUGUUUCGAUGAAUAAUAAGAAUUUUCAAGUGAAAAAUCAACGACCAGGCACCAAUUUAGAGUUGAAAUCCCGUCAAGCAUUCGAAGAAAUCUGUCGACAACAGCAUGCUCAGCUCAGUAAAAAACGCCAGGCAACAUUAUUUUGUCGAUAUCGUCACACCAAUCAUCCCUACCUUAUUUUGAGACCUGUGAAAGAAGAGAAAGUGCUUGAUGAACCAGCCGUCUUUCUUUUUCAUGAUGUUGUGAGCGAUUCGGAUAUUGAAAAAAUCAAAGCUCUAGCCGUACCUCGGUUACAACGUGCUCUCGUACGCAAUGCUGCAACCAACACGAUUACACCUACUAAUGACAGAAUUAGUAAGAGUGCUUGGCUACGUGAUGAAGAUUCGCCAGUAGUAGCUCGUCUCUCUCAACUGAUUAGUGCUCUCACAAAUUUGACCAUGGAAACGGCUGAAGAAAUUCAGUUAUUUAUUUUAUUUUCUGUUGUAUUAUAA